Molecule: messenger RNA, 2170 nt
Organism: Labrus bergylta (ballan wrasse)
Lineage: Eukaryota; Metazoa; Chordata; Actinopteri; Labriformes; Labridae
Product: EEIG family member 2
Source: RefSeq, a predicted model, not a curated record
AGACUGUUGCAUUGUAGCAACGACCAGCAACAGCUGAGUGAGCGGCAGACACUGAGCAGGGAAAGUGUACAGCUGUCUGUCACCUUUACCACUUCACUCUUGUUGUGCCCCAGUCUCUGACGUCUUGGCUACAGCAUGUCGUUCAUUCUUAUGAAGAAAAAGAGAUUUAAAUUUAAAGUAGACUUUGACCUGGAAGAGCUGUCAUCAAUUCCCUUCGUAAACGGAGUUUUAUUUUGUAAAGUAAGACUCCUGCAUGGAGGUUUUGCUGAAGAGUCGACUCGGGAGCAGGUCCAAGCCAACUGUGUUCACUGGAAGAGAAGAUUCUCUUUCAUAUGUAAAAUGAGUGCCAAUGCUGUGACAGGUGUACUGGACCCCUGUGUAUGCCGGGUGUCUGUGCGUAAGGAAUUGAAGGGUGGCAAAACCUUUGCAAAGCUGGGCUUUGCUGACUUGAACCUGUCUGAGUUUGCUGGAUCCGGCAGCACGACGCGGCGAUGUCUCCUGGAGGGUUACGACACCAAGAACACGAGACAGGAUAACUCAAUUCUAAAGGUUAUCAUCACCACACAACUGAUGUCUGGAGACCCCUGUUUCAAAACUCCUCCAUCUACAGCAAUGACGCUGGGAAUCCCACAGGUUGAAGCUGAGUGUCUCCUGGAGGACAGAAAGGGAGGAGACAUGCACAUAUCUCCCUCACUCACUGAGACUCCAAUGAAGUCGGUCUCAGUCCCAGACGAGUUGGUUGUGUAUGGUCACUCGAGAACACCCAGCUAUGCAAGUCAGAAGUCAAAAAUCUCAGGUUACAGCUCAAAUCACUCCAGUUUAACAGACCUGAGCCACCGGAGGAGUGCGUCAGGAGGUUCUGCCUCCACAGGCAUUGGCAGCAUCCUGGAUCCCAGUGAUCCACAGGGGGAGAGAGGAGAGAGGGAGAGCAGGACGACUCCCCCAGUCUCUGCAACAGGCCAGCAUAUACUUGAACAACCCACUACCCCUGCUAAAGGCCCAAGACAUCCGGUGAAGCAGAACUCCGUGGAGAAUCAGCUGAAGAGAGUUGAUGCCACAAGGGUGGAUGCUGAUGACAUAAUAGAGAAAAUCCUCCAGAGCCAGGAUUUCAGCCACGGCUUCUUGGACUCCAGUGCAGAGGAGGAGGGGCUCCGUUUGUUUGUUGGUCCUGGUGGGAGUACAGCCUUGGGAAGCCAACACACAAGGGUCGCAGCUGGAGCUUUUGAACAGGUGGUGAUCAAGCGCUAGCCUUUGGAAAGCACUUGUCUGUCAUUAAGGGUGCUGUAUUUCACUGACACGGGCGGGGGGAGUAAAGACUGAGUAUUGGAGAUGCCAUCAGAACUUGCUGCCGCCAAACUCCAGGACUUAUUUCUCUUACACAAUCCCUCUGGAGCUGAACCCCUACUGCCUGUUGACCAGGAGAGCCCCCUAGUGUCGAAGAAGUUGAAGUGAAAGCGACAUUAUUGGAAAAUUAUGGUGACUGAGAUGAUGUACCAACAUUUCUGCUUGUGCACAUUGAAGACUAAAGGAAUACUGCUGUUUUGUUGCACAUUAUGUUCACCCAUUAGUGAUAUUAGAGCUGUUGAGUAAAUCUGUUAAUCUUAUUUCAUAAAAACUAUGAUUUAUUUCUGUAUGAUAGAUUUAUUUUAACAAAGCAGAAAACUAAAACAGUGUCAUUUAUAAGCUUCCUGGCACCAAUAGUCCAUAACAGACUAUCACCUCUGUUCACCUGGCUGUGAGGGAGGAUGGCUGCAUACAAGAUACCAUGACGUUUUAUGUGUUUUGUUCUAGGUGUGGUAUCUAUUUUUGUUUGAGCGUGUGUUUGUCUGAUGUCUGUAAAGUCAAAAGUAAUUGUUUGUUUUUGGGGGUUUUUUUUACCUCAAAUUUUGUUAAAUUUCCAAAAUUAGUUGCAUUUCUAGCUGCAACAUGAGUAGUCAAAGCCUUAAUAUGUAUUGAAAGUGAACUGUGUACACUCCCUAAUGUAUUUAAGAUAUCCUACAUUGUUGAAACGUUCUGAGGCCCUCAGUGGGGUAUUUAUUUUUAAGAUUACUGACUGAUCAUUUAAAAUUAUUUGGUGGCAUAAAAACAUGCUAUUUUGAUAACUCAUGUGUUCUGUGCUGUAUUUGCUCAUGUUUCAAUUAAAGGAGUGUGGAAUUAUUUUUUACUAGCA